This is a messenger RNA of Adineta steineri, 1311 nucleotides long. The record is from the annotation of a GenBank genome assembly. NCBI's taxonomy places the organism in Eukaryota, Metazoa, Rotifera, Eurotatoria, Adinetida, Adinetidae.
AUGGCAACAGCAAAUCGACAAACAAUCAAGACACAGUUACAUGAAAUUAUUAAUGACUAUGAUCAAUUUCAACAAACAAUUAUUCAACAAAAACAAAAUCCACACAAUUCUUUUUUAAUUCAACAGGUUAAUCAAUGGGAAACAGAUUCAAUUGAGAAAAUUCAACAAACAGCACAACAAUGUCGAGAAACACUGAUGAAAUUAACACAAAAAACGAUCAAUGAUGUGGAAACAAAAUCUGUUGAAUUAUCUGAGAAAUUAAAAGAAAUACGUGAAGAAAAUGAAAUUGAUUUAAAACAUUUUCAAUUAAAGUUAACACAGAUAACAGAAGAACUUCUUCAACCAUCAAAUAUUUCUAUUCGACAAGAUUCACAAGAAUUUAUCAAGAAAAUUUCAGUUAUUUCAUCAUUCGAACAAAUUCAAACAAAAAAGAAUAAAUUCGAACAAUUUGGAACUACUGUUGCUGGAGGAAAUGGACAAGGAGAUAAAUUAAAUCAACUCAAUUGUCCCCAAGGGAUUUUUAUUGAUAACGAUGGAUCUAUUUAUAUUGUUGAGUGCGGGAAUCAGCGUAUUGUUAAAUGGAAAUUGAAUUCAAAGGAAGGUCAAAUCAUUGCAGGUGAAAAUGGACAAGGAAAUCAAAAUAAUCAAUUGAAUUGGCCAAUGGAUAUAAUUUUUGAUAAAGAAAAUAAUUCUUUUAUUAUUUCUGAUAUGGGAAACAAACGAGUAAUUCGAUACUUUGAUCAAAAUCAACAAACUAUUAUUUCAAAUAUUAAAUGCUCUGGUCUGACAAUCGAUAAAAAUGGAUUUAUUUAUGCUUGUGAUUUUGAGAAUCAUGAAGUAAGACGAUGGAAAGAAGGAGAGGAAAAAGGUGAAUUAGUUGCAGGUGGAAAUGGCCAAGGAAAUCAUCUUAAUCAACUCAAUUGUCCUACUGAUAUCUUUAUUGAUGAAGAUUGUUCUCUAUGUAUAUCAGAACGUGACAAUCAUCGUGUGACGAAAUGGAAAAAAGGUGCAAAAGAAGGAAUUAUUGUUGCUGGUGGAAAUGGUCAAGGAGAUAGUCUCAAACAAUUAGAUCAUCCUCAAGGAUUAUUUGUUGAUCAUUUGGGUCAAAUCUAUGUGGCAGAUCAAUGGAAUCAUCGAGUAAUGCGUUGGUGUGAAGGGGAUGAAGAAGGUGAAGUUGUUGUUGGUGGAAAUGAUGAAGGAGAGCAAUCAAAUCAGUUGGAUAGUCCCACAGGUUUAUCAUUUGAUAAUGAAGAAAAUCUUUAUGUUGUUGAUUUUAACAAUCAUCGAAUCCAAAAAUAUGAAAAACUUUGA